CAGAGGAAAUAUCGAGAAGGAAGGAAGGAUUGAGGCAGACAAGGAUAAACGCGGGUAUGCCGAGGGACGGUGCCAAUGCCCUACUUGCUCUUAUCAGUUUGGUGGCUGCUUCUAUGGGCGGAGGGUUGGUGGAAGGGGUCGGCGAUGCUUGUGGCAAAGCGGUGGGUGAUGCUUGUGAUGCUGGGGUGGGCGACAGCGGGCCAGGUAUAACGGUGCAACGCACAAGUGCAUCUGCUGCACGAAUGCGACAGAUGCUGUUGGAGGAGACCGACAAUGUUGUCACAAAGAACGAGCAGACAUCAAGAAGAGUAGACCGGUGGAUGACGUGCACGAACCAACCAUUCAACAUGGUUGAGAACGAGUUCUUCCUCGACAUGGUCAACGCCAUACGAGAGGCCCACCCAUCGUGGAGACUGCACUCGAGAGAGGCGGUGCCCAAUGGUCGAUUGAACGGACAACACCAGAGGGCGGUCGAGGACGUGGGAAGGUUGGCGAAGAAGUGGGCUCGUACAGGCUGUAUGGUGCAAAUUAAGAGGUCGGGCGUCACUCGAUUCGCGAACAACAUCAUCAUAUUGCAGUCGCUGUGGGACAGGAGAAACGCCCUGAAAUUGACUGUGGCUGCCAGCGGGUGGGUGUCGUCCAUAGUGCCGCCCCACUUGCGUUCUCAAUUCGAGGAGGUGACGACGACUAUCCUGGAUGGCRGCUUUUGGGAGCGGGUGGAGAAGGCCUUGAGRACCACGGACCCCAUCGUGACGCUAYCGAAGCUUGUCGAUGGUCCGGGCGCAACAAUCGCCAAGGUUUAUCAUCGAAUGGAUUGUGUGGUSGAGUCGAUUCGCAAGUUGGACAUCUUGACAGACUUCGAGAAGGUAGAGGUCGAGUCGAUCCUCAUGGAGCGAUAUGCGUUCAUGACUUCAGAGUUGCACUGUGCAGCAGCCUUCUUGGACCCGGAGAGGAGGACGAAGCUUAUGCCCACCCGCCUAUCAAAGCUCGUCUACAACAAUUGGAACCUCCACCUGCAGUGGAGGCAAGAGCACGGUCGUGGUGUGGAUGAUGUCCACAUUCCGUGGGUGGAGGAAAUGCCAGAUGCCGAGUUGAAGGAGGAGGCAGAGCAAUUUUACAAUGAAUGGGUGAAACGGGUGACGAACAGCACAUCGAGUGGAGGGAAUGACGCGUCAGAGGAGAAAGACGAGUCGGAGGACAACGGCGAUGGUGAGGAAGUGCUGGAGCGUGUCUUGCAAAGGUUGUCGGACCAUCAGCGCCCAGCACUUGAAGUGCCGUGUAACAAGGAGGACCGAGAGCUGGCGUUGCGGGCUCGAGAGACGGGCGAUUGGGUGGAGGGUCGAAAGGAAGGCGGAAGCAGUAGGCAACGUAAAGUGCGGCGCGGUGAUAAGUGUCGUUGUGAUGGUAAACGUGCUGCGGAGGAGGUCAUUGCACCUCCGGAAAAACGGAGGAGAGGGCAACCGACCAACAAAGAGGUCACAGCAAGAAAAGCAGCAAUGCAAGCUGAGAAGAGAAAGACUGCGGUGGAGGCAUCGAGAAAAAAAAAAACUGCUGCAAAGAAAAAAGCAGCAGCAAAAACAAGAAAGAGGGACGACAUCAUCGACGAUGAUGGCACGAAAGCAUGUUCGUCGUCUUCAAAUUUAUCAGAGGAAGGGGAUGAUGAAGAUCAUGAUCCCAUCGACGAAGAACCGCGGAGUGCUGAGGAGGGAACUGAGCACGAGGAGGAGGAGGAGGAAGACGAGAAGGAGGAGGAAAGCGAAGACGAAGACGACUCAGAGGAGGAGGAAGGCGAGGAGGAAGAGGAAGGGGAGGGGGAAGAGGAAGGGGAGGAGAAAGAGGAAAGGGUCGCAGAGGAAGAAGGUGAGAUUUCUGCACGGGGAGAUGCAGAGGAUUAGGAAACUUAGGCCGAGUUGAUGCUGCUGACUGCAAAGUUCGCAGUUUCGCAGUUUAUCUUUUGAUGUUUGGCUAAACUUGGAACAAAGUAAGAAUUGUGAA
Messenger RNA from Chara braunii, 1995 nucleotides. The record is from the annotation of a GenBank genome assembly. NCBI's taxonomy places the organism in Eukaryota, Viridiplantae, Streptophyta, Charophyceae, Charales, Characeae.